Molecule: messenger RNA, 745 nt
Organism: Punica granatum (pomegranate)
Lineage: Eukaryota; Viridiplantae; Streptophyta; Magnoliopsida; Myrtales; Lythraceae
Source: RefSeq, a predicted model, not a curated record
UAUUUCCCCCUUCCAUCCCCCACUCGGAGUUUUCAGUGGCACAGCGGCGUCUGAAGCAGGAAAAAUGGCGGUUCCGCUGCUCUCGAAGAAGAUUGUGAAGAAGCGCGUGAAGAAGUUCAAGAGACCCCAGAGCGACAGGAAGAUUUCAGUGAAGCCAAACUGGCGAAGGCCCAAGGGUAUUGACUCGCGUGUGAGGAGGAAGUUUAAGGGAUGCACCCUGAUGCCCAACAUCGGGUAUGGGUCGGACAAGAAGACCCGCCACUACCUUCCCAAUGGGUUCAAGAAGUUUGUUGUGCACAACGUGAGUGAACUGGAGCUCUUGAUGAUGCACAACAGGACUUACUGUGCCGAGAUUGCUCACAAUGUGUCUACGAAGAAGAGGAAGGAGAUUGUCGAGCGUGCAGCACAGCUUGAUGUCGUGUUGACGAACAAGUUGGCCAGGUUGAGGAGCCAGGAGGACGAGUGAGCUUAGAUGCAAUAGUUUCCUGCAAGUUUCUGUGGUAUAUCGGCACUUUUAAUGUAUUAGCGCACAUCCGUGUGAACAUAUCAAAAUUUUUCUGUCUACUCGUUUUGCUUUUGGUUUUGGUGAGUCAACCUCUUCUAGUUUUUGCUUUGUUAAAGAUCUGAGGGAUGAUGAUUCAGCUACUGAAACGCAUGCUUUAUGUUAGUGCCUUAAUGCUUCCAAUAUUGUGUCCUGUACCAUUUUUGUUUGAGAUCAGUAUGAAAUGCAACAUGAUGCGAUCGA